Messenger RNA from Panicum hallii, 2479 nucleotides. RefSeq names its product cyclin-D5-1-like. Bases 177 to 1268 code for a protein of 363 amino acids. Gene Ontology annotation, cellular component: cytoplasm; cyclin-dependent protein kinase holoenzyme complex; nucleus. Lineage: Eukaryota; Viridiplantae; Streptophyta; Magnoliopsida; Poales; Poaceae. Gene Ontology annotation, molecular function: cyclin-dependent protein serine/threonine kinase regulator activity. The record is from RefSeq and is a predicted model, not a curated record. Gene Ontology annotation, biological process: regulation of cyclin-dependent protein serine/threonine kinase activity; mitotic cell cycle phase transition. The transcript has 5 exons.
UAGAGGGUGCUCAGCUCGAGCGGCAGCCACCUUGCUCGGCUCCCCCCUCCUCCGAGCUUCCAUUUCCGCGGCCAGCUCCGGCGGCCGGAAUGAGAUGGCUCUUUAAUUGGUUCGUCGUCCAUCGUCUGAUUCCGGCGUGACAAGAAAGGAGGAGUGGUGGAAACAGCGAAUCGAUAAUGAGGGAGGCAGAGGAGGACUGCUCGGCCGGCUGCUCCUUCUCCCUCAUGUGCCUGGAGGACGGUGCCGACCUCGGCGGUGGCCUCGCUGGCAGCGCUGAAGACGGGAAUCUGCUCCUGCUGUACAGUGAAGCUGAGGAAGAGGACGAGGAGUACAUGGACCACCUCGUGUCCAAGGAGAGCAGCUUCUGCUGCUCGCCUUCCUCGUCUUCGUCCUCGUCCCCUGCCUUCUCCGACUUCUCCGACGCCUGCGCCGAGUCGUCGCCGUCGCCGAUGCCCUCCUCCGAGGACUGGUUCCGGUGCGCGCGCCGGGACACCGUCAAGUGGAUCAUCGAGACCCGGGCUUGCUUCGGCUUCUCCCACCGCACGGCGUACCUGGCCGUCUUCUACUUCGACCGCUUCUGCCUCCACCGAUGCUUCGACAGGUCGGUGAUGCCGUGGGCAGCGCGGCUCCUGGCGGUGGCGUGCGUGUCGCUGGCGGCGAAGAUGGAGGAGUACCGCGCGCCGGCGCUGUCGGAGUUCCGCGCCGACGACGAGUACGACUUCAGCUGCGUUUCCAUCCGGCGCAUGGAGCUGCUGGUGCUGUCCACGCUGGGGUGGCGCAUGGGCGGCGUCACCCCCUUCGACUACCUCCCCUGCCUCUCCUCCAGGCUACGCCGAGGCGGCGGCGGCGGCGGCGACGGUCUUGUCGCCGCCAAGGCCGCCGCCCUCAUCUUUACAACCGCCGAAGCUGCGAGCGUGCUCGACUACCGGCCGUCCACGGUGGCCGUCGCCGCCGUUCUGGCGGCGAGCCAUGGCGCUUUGUCAAAGGAGGCGCUGGAGUCGAAGAUGACCAGCCUCUCUCGAUCCUGCCUGCUUGACAAGGAGGACGUGCACGCCUGCCACAGCCUGAUGCUGAGCGCGAGCGAGAUCUCGCCGGCGGCGACCAGCAAGUCCGCCAAGAGGCCGCCGCCGCCAUCCAGCCACGGCUCGAUCGGCGCCGGCAGCACAUACGAGUCCGUGUCCGUCGACGCGGCCUCACCGUUCGCGGCCGCGGCGAGGAGCAGCAACAAGAGGGCGAGGCUGCUCGAGCUGCCGGUCAUCGGCCGGUGAGGAGCGCCGCCGGGAGGCGCACGUUUUUGUCAGUCGUCCUACGGUCGCCGCAGCUCCGAUCGACGCAGCUAAUCUUCUUCACGGAUCUCAGUGUGUUUUCUUUAGUUCUUUGAUCGCCGGUGGCGCUGCCAAAUAAGCGGUGAUUGGCAGCGCCGCCCGCCGUGUUGGAUUGCCGAUGGAGGGCUUGGUUCGGUUCUUGUGCGAGAUUGAGAUCGCGCGAGAGCGAGAGGAACAAGAAAACAGAAAAAAAAGAGAAGAAAAAGACAAAAAAAGAGAGAAAAGAAUGAAGAGAGUGGCGAUGAGUGAGCUUGAGCUCCUUUCCUAAGGAUAGGGGAGGAGAGCUCAAGAAAAUCUCAAAUGUGUGUGCGCAUAAAGCAGUAGCAGCAGGAGCAGGAGCACUGGAGCAGCGCAAGGCUGUUGGACUUUCGCUGCCGCAGAGCCGCACGCUGCACUCCACUUCCCUGGAUCGGAAAAGCCGCAGCGGCAGUAGGCCCGGUCGCCAUUCGGCCAUUCCACUGGGCACUGGCUCAUCGACGAUCUCCAAGGCCGGUGGCAAUGGCGUCGCGAGCGCCACGGCCCAUGGCCUGCCGAAAGCGGAUUUGUACGCGAGACGGUGACCCAGGGGUGGUUCCUCGCAGAGCUGUACAAGCCCCCUUUUAGCACGUGAGAUUCUCUUGCAGUCUUGCUCUUUGCUACUGGCCUACUGCUUUGAAUCGUGUUACUGUGAACCCUACAUGGUUUUGUGAGAAUUGAGAAUUUGAGAUGCAUGGGGAUGGGGAUAAGGAUUCAGAGCCCAAUUCUUGUGCAACCUGCACCGUCCUCUGCAUCUGGGGUCGUCUUCCCUCUCGGUUGAUCGUGCCGCAGAGUGCCGUCCAGUUCAGGGCUCAGGACGGCCAGCCCUUUCUCGCUUCCUUUGGCUGGCUGGCGGCAUCCAAGGUGGCUUUUUUUCUGCAACCUGCCAACCUGGCUCUGCCAUGUUUGGUGAUGCUACUGUUACAUGCGAGGCGAGCGUCGCACUGCGGCAUUCAGAUGAGCAGUGGAGCGCCGAAGCUUUUUCCCGUGUACUUUCGGCGGCCAUGGGGGACACGGCGCCCGCUCUCGUGGGGGAGACGCACCCAGUGGAGGAUGCACUACUCUUCUACGGUCGGUCAGGUUGUUUCGGACAAACACCAUCUGAAUUGUGCCGUGCACUACCAUGCUUGCUUGCCUUA